Talaromyces atroroseus is the source of this 1341-nucleotide messenger RNA. RefSeq names its product Transcription initiation factor TFIID subunit 6. The transcript is spliced from 3 exons. Gene Ontology annotation, biological process: transcription initiation at RNA polymerase II promoter; RNA polymerase II preinitiation complex assembly. The coding region runs from base 1 to 1341 and encodes 446 amino acids. NCBI's taxonomy places the organism in Eukaryota, Fungi, Ascomycota, Eurotiomycetes, Eurotiales, Trichocomaceae. The record is from RefSeq and is a predicted model, not a curated record. Gene Ontology annotation, molecular function: RNA polymerase II general transcription initiation factor activity; protein heterodimerization activity; transcription coactivator activity. Gene Ontology annotation, cellular component: SAGA complex; transcription factor TFIID complex; SLIK (SAGA-like) complex.
AUGUCUGUGUGGAAUCCAGACAACAUCCGAGACGUUGCGGAAUCUGUCGGCAUCUCAAAUCUGAGCAAAGACGUGACGGAGAACCUUGCCCGAGAUGUCGAAUACCGCAUUGCCCAAGUGCUGGAGGAAGCUCUCAAAUUCAUGCGACAUGGCCGGCGUACAGUACUCACAACACAAGAUAUUUCUCACGCUUUGCGGGUGCUAAAUGUUGAGCCGCUCUAUGGUUACGAGUCGACGCGUCCGCUGCGUUUUGGGGAGGCAUCGCUGGGCCCUGGACAGCCAUUAUUCUACGUUGAAGAUGAGGAGGUGGAUUUUGAAAAGCUGAUUAAUGCCCCAUUACCAAAAGUACCACGCGAAGUUACGUUUACCGCACAUUGGCUUGCCGUUGAAGGCGUGCAGCCACUGAUUCCGCAAAACCCUACAUCUAACGAAUCACGCAACCUCGAACUAGUCUCCAAAGGCCCCAAUGCGAAUCAGACCCUGGCUGCGAUGAGCGGCAAUCAAAACACCGCCGUUAAGCCUCUCGUCAAACAUAUCCUAUCCAAAGAACUACAGCUUUACUUUGAGAAAGUAUGCAGCGCUUUCCUCGACCCGACUAGCGAGGAGUAUAGGACGUCGGCGUACUCAAGUUUACGCGAGGAUCCUGGACUACACCAGCUUGUGCCGUAUUUUGUGCAGUUCAUCUCUGAGAAGGUGACGCAUAGUCUGAAUAAUAUCUUUGUCUUGACUCAAGUGAUGCACCUGGCUGAAGCGAUGAUUCAAAACCAGUCUCUUUACAUUGACCCUUAUAUUUCCGCUCUUGUCCCUCCGGUGCUCACAUGCCUCGUUGGACGUCAGUUCGGCGGCAGCAACACUGAGCUGUCGGAACAAUUCGCCUUGCGUGACCUGGCAGCUUCACUGCUAGGCAUGAUUUCUAAGAAAUACUCACAUGCCUCUCACACCCUCAAGCCGCGGAUCGCACGAUCAUGUUUGAAAAGUUUCCUCGAUCCCGCAAAACCAUUUGGCACGCACUACGGAGCCAUCCUUGGACUAAAAGCUAUUGGCGGUGCGGACGUGGUGCGCGAACUAAUCUUACCAAAUCUCAAGCCGUACGAGAAGCUGCUACGAAACGCCAUUGCCGAGGAGGGUCCCAGACGCCCCGAGGCCGAAAAGGUACUCCGUCUGCUGGUUGCUGUUCUUUCCACCCUGGUCGAAGACCACGUACACCUGACCAAUGGCUACGCGACUGAGGUUUCCGGAGAGGUCCUCAAGCAGCUCACGGAGAAAAUCGGGGAACUGCUGGCAACUAGGAUUGCGGAGACCGGGGAGGUGCGGUUGGCGCAUGCUAUUUUGGCGCAGUAG